Molecule: messenger RNA, 2525 nt
Organism: Drosophila montana
Lineage: Eukaryota; Metazoa; Arthropoda; Insecta; Diptera; Drosophilidae
Product: nose resistant to fluoxetine protein 6
Exons: 5
Coding region: 76-2070 (664 amino acids)
Molecular function (GO): acyltransferase activity, transferring groups other than amino-acyl groups
Source: RefSeq, a predicted model, not a curated record
CCCAACAGCCGCUAUAGUAGUAUUCGCGAGUAGUAUUCGAACGACAUUCGCUGCGGGCGGACAACAAAUAUCCGGAUGAUGUUAAUGCUGUUCCUGCUGGCGUUGCUUGCGACGCAGUCUGACCUGGUCGGCGGCUUGGAGUCGGGCUCGCUGCUGCUGGACCUGACGCAGCUGGCGGCGGGCAAUGCCACGCGAGAGACGACAACCUGUGUGGAGCAGCUGCGAGAGCUCCAUAACGCCUGGCAGCACGGGCACAGCUGGGCGCUGAAAGCCUUUGAUGCCUCCGGCAGCGGCUAUCACAAUUUCAUGCUGGGCAACAGCUUUUGGCUGGGCAAUCGUUGGACUUGUCGCUCGCUCAACGAGCAGCUGCUUCAGGUGUUUACCCAGCGCCAGGAGCAGCUGCUGCGCCAGCGGGCGCCCUUCGUCCACGACUAUCGUGUGGUGUAUCUACGGGCCAACUCGCCCUGGCAGCUGACCCUGAGCCUCAAGGAGCCGCCGCUGCUCCACAUCGGGCUCUGUGUGCCGCACAGCUGUGAUCCCCUGCAGCUGGACAAGCUGCUGCGCGAGACGUUGACUGCAGCUGGGCAGCGGAUGGAACGGCUGGAACGGCUGCAGCUGCGGCCCGAGCUGGUCUACACGAAGCAGCCGGCGCCGGGUCGCCUGGCUUUUCGCUGGCUUCUGCUGCUGGCUUUUAGUCUGCUGUUGCUGCUGCUGCUCCCGCUGCUGGGGCGCAGCCGCUGGGCCGGCUCCAGCCGGUUGCUGGCCUGCUUCGAUGUGGCCAACAAUUGGCGGCGUCUGUGGCAACUGCCCGGAGCGGGCCGCACGCCGGAGAUCGCCGUCAUCCAUGGACUGCGCGUCUGCAGCGCCUUCGUGCUGCUCGGCUUUCAUGUUGUCUGGUAUCAGUUCUUUUCGGUGAAUCAUUCCGCGAAUCUGGCCGCAAAGCUGGCCAAGCUCUGCACGCAGCACGCCUACCUGCCGGCCGCCUUGGAGGUCUUCUUUGUCGUCAGCGGCUUUCUGACCGUCUCCAAUUUCUUGGGCAACGAUGCACUGCAGCGCUGCAUUGCGUCGGACACGCUGGGCGGCAAUGUGCGGCGCUUUGGCCGCCAGCUGGCGCAGCGGUAUCUGCGCCUGGCGCCGCUGCAGUUGCUCGUCGUGCUGCUGUCCGUGCUGAGCUUUGGCCAUCAUCGAGUGGCGUCUGUCUUUCAUCUGAUCGAGCCGUUGGAUGAGCUCUGCUCGCGGCAUUGGUGGCGCAAUUUGCUCUUUGUCCAGAAUCUGUAUCCGAUCAAGGAGAUGUGCUGCAAUUGGACCUGGUCGCUGGGCUGCGAUAUGCAGUUCCAUAUUAUCGCCAUGCUGCUGCUCUACGUGCACACGAGGCAUCCACAGCUAGUGCGUCGUCUGGUGCUGAUGUUGCUUUUGGCCAAUGUGCUGUACACGGUGCUGCUGCAGAUCGUGCUGGAUGUGCCCAGCACAAUUGAAGCCAUGUACGGCGUUGGCGAUUGGCUGUACACGAGUCCCCUGGUGCGCAUGCUCUCCUAUCUCAUUGGCGGCAUUUAUGGCUAUGCGCAUGCGCGCGGCUUGCCCGAACCAUUUGCGGCCCUCUUCCCCAACAAGCUGGCCAAGUGUGCCCUGGCUGCCGUUGCCGUUUGGCUGGCGUUUCAGUUGCAGGUGCUGCAGCUGGCCAGUCCGGCUGCGAUGGGCUGCGCCUUGGUGCUGCUCCGUGGGGGAAUAUCCACGGCGACGGCGCAUCUCAUUCGCUGCAGCUUCCAAAUUGAUCGGAGCUGGAAAGUUACGCGCUGGCUGGUGCAGUUUCUGGAGUUGGAUUGGUUUCAGCCUCUCAAUCGUUUAACCUAUGCAUUAUAUUUACUAAACCCGUUGAUCAUACUCAAUUUAUACUAUUCUCUCAGCGAUGCGAUUCCAGCCGAUGUUGGCCUUUUGAUCUUCCUGUGUGUGGCACAUUUGGUUAUAGUUUUGGUGCUCUCUGUUCCGUUGACCCUGUUUUUUGAGCUGCCCUUUAAUAGGCUGUCAAAUCUAUUGCUAGCCUCGAGUUUUCCAAAGAGUAAAAGCUCUUAAUUAAUUUUUUCUUUUUCCUUAUUUGUUGUGUACUUAAAGCGCAUUAUAAUUAACUUGAUUCAAAAUUCAUGUACAAUAUAUUUUAAUAGACAAACGAAAAUACGUUAAGAGUUACCGUUAACAUAACUGUUUUGCGCUAUGCUAUGCUUUUACAUUGCUCUAUUUUGCGUUAAUGCUGCUGUUACUACAUUUACAUAGCUCCAUUUUGUGCACAGCUGAUUUCGGUUCAUAUGCUGCGCAUUUUAAUCGAUAGUCAUACAGAAUGUUCGAUUUUUGUAUGCUGUUCGUACUUUUACAUAGCUCAACUAUGCGUUAACGUGCUCCAUUUUGCGCACAGCUGAUUUUGGUUCAUAUGUUGCGCAUAUUAAUCGAUAGUCAUACAGAAUGUUCGAUUAUUUCAUCAUGCCAUUGGUAUGAAGCCAAUAGCAAAUAAAUAAAAUGUAAAAUAUACGCAA